Molecule: messenger RNA, 4224 nt
Organism: Eruca vesicaria subsp. sativa (arugula)
Lineage: Eukaryota; Viridiplantae; Streptophyta; Magnoliopsida; Brassicales; Brassicaceae
Source: the annotation of a GenBank genome assembly
AUUGCGGAGAAAAGAAGGCGUAGAUCCACCCUAAACUAAAACAGAGCAUCAAGUGAAAUGGGACCCGAGGUUCCGAUCGAACUAGUUGAAGAAGAUGGAUUCGAUUGGGAAGCAGCAGUCAGAGAAAUCGAUUUGGCUUGCUUCAAAUCGUUAAACCCUUCUUCUUCGACCCAUAUCACCAAGGACAAUGAAAUUAAACCUCCUCCUGCCAAAAGACAAUCUACUCUCGAUCGAUUCAUCGCAAGAGCCGACCACAAACCUCCUCCGCCGGAUCCUCCAGUUGUUUUCGAGUGUGGUAAUAACGACAACAGUCCCAGCGUUGGGAUUGAUCCUGAGACAGCUAAAACUUGGAUUUAUCCAGUGAACGUUCCUCUAAGAGAUUACCAGUUUGCUAUAACCAAGACUGCUUUGUUUUCGAACACAUUAGUUGCUUUACCAACAGGACUUGGUAAAACGCUCAUAGCUGCAGUCGUUAUGUAUAAUUACUUCAGAUGGUUUCCACAAGGUAAAAUUGUCUUUGCGGCACCUUCUAGGCCUCUUGUAAUGCAGCAGAUUGAGGCGUGUCAUAAUAUCGUUGGGAUACCACAAGAAUGGACGAUUGACUUGACGGGUCAGACAUGCCCUUCCAAAAGAGCUUCCUUGUGGAAAAGCAAAAGGGUUUUCUUCGUCACUCCACAAGUUCUUGAGAAGGAUAUACAGUCAGGAACGUGUCUUACCAACUGCUUGGUUUGCUUGGUGAUUGACGAGGCACAUCGAGCUUUAGGGAAUUAUUCUUAUUGUGUUGUAGUUCGUGAGUUGAUGGCAGUACCAGUGCAGUUGAGAAUAUUGGCUCUUACUGCAACUCCUGGAUCAAAGACACAAGCUAUACAGGGUAUCAUUGAUAAUUUGCAGAUAUCAACACUUGAAUAUAGAAACGAGAGUGACCAUGAUGUCUGCCCUUAUGUCCACGACAGAAAAUUAGAACUAAUCGAGGUCCCCUUGGGUAAAGAUGCAGAUGAGGUAUCUAAACGCCUAUUAUAUGUUAUACGUCCAUAUGCAGUCAGGCUUAAAAAUUUCGGGGUCAUUCUAAGCAGGGAUUAUCAAACUUUGAGUCCACACGAAUUACUUAUGGCAAGGGAUAGGUUUCGUGAAGCACCUGUACCAGGCAUUCCCCAUAUAAGUCAUGGAGAUGUAGAAUCUUGCUUUGCAGCUCUGAUCACUCUUUAUCACAUCCGCAAGCUUCUUUCUAGUCAUGGAAUAAGGCCAGCGUAUGAGAUGCUUGAAGAAAAACUGCAGGAAGGGCCAUUUGCUAGGUUGAUGAGUAGGAAUGAAGAUAUUAGGAUGACGAAGCUUUUAAUGCAGCAAAGGUUGUCAAACGGAGCACCAAGCCCGAAAUUGUCCAAGAUGUUAGAGAUUCUAGUUGAUCAUUACAAUAUAAAAGAUCCAAGGACAUCACGGGUCAUUAUUUUCUCGAAUUUCAGAGGAAGCGUAAGAGACAUAAUGGACGCAUUAAGUAAUAUUGGAGAUGUAGUCAAAGCAACUGAGUUUAUUGGUCAAAGUUCAGGUAAGACACUGAAAGGACAGUCGCAAAAAGUUCAGCAGGCUGUUUUGGAGAAAUUUAGAUCUGGUGGGUUUAAUGUUAUUGUUGCAACAUCUAUCGGUGAAGAAGGCUUGGAUAUCAUGGAAGUCGACUUAGUUAUAUGUUUUGAUGCUAAUGUAUCCCCUCUGAGGAUGAUCCAACGCAUGGGAAGAACUGGAAGGAAAAAUAAUGGCCGAGUUGUAGUUCUUGCUUGUGAAGGAUCUGAAAAGAAUAGCUAUAUGCGAAAGCAAGCAAAUGGUCAGGCCAUUAAAAAACACAUGCGGAAUGGUGGAAUGAACAGUUUCAAUUUUCAUCUUAGUCCAAGGAUGAUUCCCCAUUUUUAUAAACCAGAAGUUCAGCAUGUUAAGUUUUCGAUCGAGCAAUUCAUUCCACGUAGAAAGAAGCUACAAGAUGAGCCUGCCACUGAGACUCCAGCUUUCAAGAAAAAGCUUUCACCGGAAGAGAUGGACAUGCUCGCCAAGUAUUUCAAACCCGACGAGGAAAAGUGGAGAGUUUCCUUGAUUGCUUUCCCUCACUUCCAAACAUUGCCAUCCAAAGUGCACAAAGUAAUGCAUUCACGUCAAACAAGCAUAUUGAUUGAUGCUAUGCAACAUCUGCAAGAGCCAACUUUUACAGAGCAAAGUAAAAGUUUCUUCACUAAGUAUGGAGCUCCUUUGGCUGAAAGAGAUGAGCUUGACACAGCUCUGAGGGUUGGUGAUGAUCCGAAAGGUUUACCCUCUUUCAAUGAUUUGGAUGUCAACAUAUCACAGAGGAAGGCAAAACAAGUUGUUGAAUCUCCCACAAGCACAUUAGAGACUACAGAGAACGAUUUCGUAGCAUCUUCACCCAGACACUGUUAUCUUUUCAGUUCAGAAUGUGCAUCCGUUGAUGCUCUGGGGAAGGUCUUUGUAUUUCCGGUUCCUCUUUCAUUCUCUUCUAAUGUACCAGGGUCAAACUAUGUGCCUUUGUCGGGAAGAGAAAAGGAACUUUCUUCCCCGAAUAAAUCCCAUAUUGACGUUGUUCCGAUAGAUAGUUCCUCAAAACAUCGGCAAGAUAAUAUUUCAUGCAAGUUAAAGGAAGGAUUCUUGCCAGAUUGUGCCAACAAGACUUUGGUGUCCCAAAGACUUUUGAAAAGGCACUCCACCGAUGUAGGUAAAGGAGAUAUAGAAAAUCGUGCUGGAGAAAUUAUGAUAUCAUCGGAUGAAGACGACUGUGAGGAUUUGGAGCUUAGUCCAAGGCUCACUAACUUCAUCAAGAGUGGCGUUGUUCCAGAUUCACCUGUCUAUGACCAAGGAGUAGCAAACGAAGCAAACAGAGAAGAAGACCUUGAUCUUCCGAAGCUUUCUUCACCCACCAGGUUCAGUAAUGAAUUGGCAGAAGAGCUAUCUACCCCUGAGAAAAAGGUUCAACAUAAACGCAGCGAUGAUCACAUUACUUCUACGGCCAAUGAAUUCAUAACUCCUCAGAAGGAAGAAGAUUUAGCAAACGGAACAAGAUGCUUCGCUGUUUCUCCUAUGCCUGAGGAUUGGAGAACUCCCUUGGCGAAUAUCACGAACGUAAGCAGCGCUAGCAAAGAUUGGCGCGUGAGUUCGGGAGAAAAGUCAGGAACUCUUCGACAGCCUCGCAAGUUGAAGAGGCUACGUAGACUUGGAGAUUGCUCGAGUGCUGUGAAGGAGAAUAUUCCUUGUAUUGCAAAGACAGACCAUAUCAGAUCUGGUUCUCGCGGUGGAAAGAACAUAAGAGUUCAAGGCAAGAAGAAGAUACGCGCGGAUAAUAAUGCUAGGAUCUUCGUUGAUGCGGAAGCUGAGGUGUCUUCCGAAUCAGAAAUGUCGGUUGAUGAGAACGAAGAUUUGACCGGCGAUUCAUUUGAAGAUAGUUUCAUUGAUGACGGUACAAUGCCUACAGCAAAUACUCAAGCCGAGUGUGCUAAAGUUGACAUGAUGGCCGUUUACAGGCGUUCUCUACUCAGCCAAUCACCAUUACCGGCAAGAUUUCGUGAUGUAGCUGCAUCAAGUCCGAGCUAUUCUUCUGGUCUCUUGAAGGCAAUAUAUGAGAGCAGAAGCGACUCAGAUAAAUCAUUGUCUUCUCUUAGAACCCCACAAACAACAAACAAUGAGUCAAACAAGGAUGCAAUGGCCACAGGAGACUUUUCCGUUGUACAAAUCUCAACAGACAGCCGAAAAAGGAAAUACAGCUUAUGCAACUCGGUGAAUGUCCCAGUGAUUAACUUAGAAAAAAAGUUUGAAGCCCAUGCGCAAGCCACAGAGAAGGAAAGCCAUGAAGGUCUGAAAAGCAAUGCAGGUGCAUCACAGUACAAAGAUGAAGAUGACGAUGAUGAUGCAUUCUACGCGACACUAGACUUUGAUGCCAUGGAAGCGCAAGCGACAUUGCUAUUGUCUAAACAGAGGUCAGAAACGAAAACAACAGAUGCACCGGUGAAACCUCAUCUGGGCAAUCAGAGGACUGAUGGUUUGCCCACUGAUGGGCCAUCUUUUGAUCUUGGUUUGUGGUGAUUAUUCUCCUAUUAAGUGUAUAAGUUGACAUUUGGAUGUAUGUUUCGUGUAUUAAUUGUCAUAUAUCUUAAUGAUGACAAUUCAUCAAUAAUUAAGCCUAUGUCCAUCAAUACUGAGAUAAAGUCAAAAUGUCCUAAACAAAAUGAAAUUCAC